Messenger RNA from Cladocopium goreaui, 507 nucleotides. The record is from the annotation of a GenBank genome assembly. NCBI's taxonomy places the organism in Eukaryota, Dinophyceae, Suessiales, Symbiodiniaceae.
AUGGAAGGUUUCGAGAACAAGUUGGCAUCGCUGAAGAGUUUCAUCUUUGAGUUCCGGCAGCGCGUGGCGGAAUCCGUGUCCGAGUUGCCCGGCGCUGCUCAAGCAGCCCACGGCUUGGAGGGUUCGCAAGCCUUGGUGAAAACUCUGGAGCUAGGGCGUGGUGCAUUCGGACGACUACUGCACGCUGCGCUCUUCUUGUACCAGAAGCUCAGGACCUUGGUUCCUACAGAGUUGGAGGUGACCAUGCGCGAUCCUCUGAGCCGCCUGGUGCCUGUGCCCUUCUACGUGCUUCCCUACAAGGUGCCACCAAAGGUGCGCCUCGCGGUGCAGGAAGUUGGAGCACAGCGCAGUGUAGGUGGCUUAGCCCGAAGUUUGGCGCGUGGUGGACCGGGUCAAGGUCGAGGUCAGUUGGAAGAGCUGCAGGAGACCGCUCUGCGCCUCGGACCGCACCGCCAUCCCGGGCUUCCUGGCGCAACUGCUGCGAAUCCGCGGCGCAGGUCCUCCUAG